CAUUCCGAAAUAAAGAAAAAUUGUAAAUUAUUUUCAAAAGAUUUUUCUGAAAUUGUAAGGUGUUUGCAAAAAUAGCACACCUAGCAGCUAGCACACAACAGUGGCAGAAACAGGCAGAAAUGACAGAUUCGUAUCAUAUGUUUUAUCUUAAUUCAUCCGAUCCAUUCUGUUUUUCAAGUAAAUAUAAGUUGCAUUUAAAGGGAUAAAAAGAAGAAAAAAGUGAAGUUUAGUCACGUUUACAUUGUGAAGAGUGUGCAAUUUCCUCAGGUCAAAACUCAAAAAGUUCUGAAUUUAAAUAUUUAUUGAUCGUGACAGGUGGGCGUAAUUUCUCACGAGACCGUUUUGAAAACUUUCUGUGACGUAAUUUGGAGACAUGAAGGCGCCUUAUUUAUAAUACGCAUUAUUCAUUAGUAUUUGCGGUAUUUGCAAAUUUUCAUUUAAAUAUUUGCAUUACCAUUCGUUUUUAAUAUUUCACCUGUUACUCGUUUAUCUUCCUCAUCUUGCCGACAGAAUUGGAAUAGAAAAUGAGUUCGUUAAUGAGAAGGAAGUUAUUUUUGUUUUUUAAUUCAUCAAUUCGAGCUCAUAAACCCGUUGUUUCAAGAAGAACUCAACACAGCAAAGCUGCAAUUAAUUCCACUAUUGAUACAAAUCAGUUAUCAAGUGAUGUUGUUCCCGUUUUUAAGCAAGCGACACAUUUUGGUGAUAAAACAGCACUUCGUGAUAUGCAUGGCGAUUACACGUAUCGUGGUAUCUUUUUGAGUGCAAAACAAUUUGCUAAUGAAUUAAAUGAAUUGCUUGGCGAAGGAAAACAAGAACGAGUGGCAUUUUUAUUACCAAACGAUGCUUCUUACGUUAUUGUUCAAUGGGCCUGUUGGAUAAGCGGUCAAAUUGCUGUACCAUUGAGCGAUCAACAUCCGACAUCAGUUCUUGACUAUUAUGUUAGCGAUGCUGAUGCUAAAGUCAUUAUCACCACUAUGGAAUAUUUACCAUUAAUUGAAUCAGUUGCUGAAAAAUCGAAAAGACGUUUAAUAGUUUUCGACGAUGUUCUUCGAGUAUUAGCAAUGAAAGUUGACGGAAAAAUAGCGAACAAUAAAUCUGAUCAUGAAUUCGAAAAUUCUCUUGACGCAGGAGUUAAGGGAAAUUUUUAUAAUAAUAGUAAUGCAAUGUUUAUUUACACUUCCGGAACAACGAGUAAACCAAAGGGUGUGGUUCUAAGCCAUAAAAAUCUGCAGGCCCAAGUUAAUUCAUUGGUGUCUGCUUGGAAGUACAACAGCAAAGAUAUUGUUCUACACACAUUGCCUCUAAAUCACGUGCAUGGAGUUAUAAAUUUGCUCCUGUGUCCAUUAUAUGUUGGCGCACGCUGCAUUAUGUUACCAAGAUUUGAGUCAUCAUCCGUUUGGAGUGAAUUGAUUGCUAUCAAUUUACAGAAUUCCGAACGAACAAACGUUUUCAUGGCUGUGCCAACUAUUUAUAUGAAAUUAAUACAUGAUUAUGAACAACUUUUUAGUAAACAACCUAAAAUUAAGGAGUACAUUUAUAAUGUUUGCAGUACAAAAAUGAGAUUAAUGGUUAGCGGAUCGGCUCCUCUACCGAAACCUAUUUUUGAUAGAUGGGAAGAAAUUACUGGACAUCGAUUAUUGGAAAGAUAUGGCAUGACGGAGACUGGUAUGACUUUGUCCAAUCCUUUGGAAGGCGAACGCAUUCCAGGAACCGUCGGAACACCUUUAACAGGUGUAGAAGUUCGAAUAACGAAAGCAGAAGCGCAAAGUGGUUGUGAUACGGCAGUUCUUGUUCAUGGGACAACAGAAAAGAGUAAUGUCGUUAUGAAAACUUCGGAUCCUGUUUCUGGAGAUCUCCAAAUUAAAGGUCCAAGUGUCUUCAAAGAAUACUGGAAAAAACCUGACGUGACUGCAAAGUCAUUCACAUCCGAUGGAUGGUUUAAAACCGGAGAUACUGUUCAAUAUGAAAAUGGAAUAUACAAAAUUCUCGGUCGAACUUCAAUUGACAUUAUAAAAUCAGGAGGCUACAAAGUCAGCGCUUUAGAAGUAGAAACAGCCAUUCUGGGACAUCCCGAUAUUAUCGAUUGUGCAGUUGUUGGAAUUUCAGAUUCAACCUGGGGCCAAAAGGUCGCUGCUGUCGUUGUAUUGAGAGAAAAUACAGAAGUGAUAUUAUCCCAGUUGAGAAUAUUUGGUAAAAAGUCGCUGCCUCAUUAUGCAGUACCCACAGUUUUAAAAGUCGUUGAAAAAAUUCCCAAAAACAAUAUGGGAAAAGUGAAUAAGCCUUAUAUUUUAACGACAAUAUUCGAGGAGAAAUAAUAAGAAAUUUUUAUAUUAUCGAACAAAUGGAAACGAUGCGGAACAAUGGUUUUUGACUUUAUAAUUUUCUUAUAUUUUUAGAAUAUGGUGCGUUGUAUGAGGAAAAUAAUCGUAAGUUAUUCGAAAUUCACUUUUAUUGCGAAAAAUAAUUAUUGAAUUCUAAAAAGAAGAAAACAUAUAAAAGGGAACUAUUAGCAACAUAAUUAUAUUCACGAAAGAACAAAUCAAAAUUUGCAAAUGAAACUUAUUUCUUGUAAUUUAUGAGCAAAAAUAUGUUUUCGUUUGAAUAUUAGAAAUAAGUCAGUAACGAUGACGUCUGACAUUUUAUGUUAAGGGAAUGUCAAAGUCACUUCGAUUUUCUCUAUCGAUUUUGACAGUCUCUUAAAAUUCAUAAGCACAUUUACUACCAAAAACUUAAUUUUACUAAUUUAAUUGGAUUAUUUGGUAUAUUACGGUGAUAACAAUUUUUACUUCACAUAUAUUAACAUAUUAUAACAUUGGCUGUAAAAUUUUAAUUAUAAACAUAAUUUGAGUAUUAGAAAAUAAAAUAAACUUUUCUAAAAAGUUC
This is a messenger RNA of Leptopilina heterotoma, 2883 nucleotides long. It is a transcript of the gene Acsf3, whose product is annotated as malonate--CoA ligase ACSF3, mitochondrial. The record is from RefSeq and is a predicted model, not a curated record. The transcript has 9 exons. NCBI's taxonomy places the organism in Eukaryota, Metazoa, Arthropoda, Insecta, Hymenoptera, Figitidae. Gene Ontology annotation, biological process: fatty acid metabolic process. Gene Ontology annotation, molecular function: medium-chain fatty acid-CoA ligase activity. The coding region runs from base 525 to 2315 and encodes 596 amino acids.